Prorocentrum cordatum is the source of this 7478-nucleotide messenger RNA. Lineage: Eukaryota; Dinophyceae; Prorocentrales; Prorocentraceae. The record is from the annotation of a GenBank genome assembly.
CGGCGAGCAGCCCCGCACCGCAGCCUUCGGCCCAGCAUCGGGGACCCGCGGGCAGCUCGCUGUUCUGCAUCACGCUGUUCACGCCUGGUCAGGGCGACCUCGUCCGCGGGCACAUGGCCGCUGGCGUCGGCGUGUUCGGCUGCGAUGACUACGCGCUCUACAGCAGUUCCGAAGCUGGGCGGUGCCCACGUCCGGGUCCUCGACGUGGACCCGGUGGCCCUCACGAGCCUGCCGCGCCCCGCCUCGGCCGGCGCCGUCUUCGUGGCCCUCUGGACCGCCGUCGUCGCGGACGGCGCGUUUCGCGCCCAGGACUGGACCGUCAGGGCCGACGCGGACUGCCUGCUGCUCCCCGAGCCGCCUCCGCGGCGUCAUCCGCGCGCGCGCGCCCGCGGGCGCCGGCGCCCUCACCGCGCGGAGGGCCUCGCUGGUGGCCUGCCCAGAGCUGGUCUGGGCGCCCCUGGAGGUGCUCUCCAGCGCCGCGGUGGAGGCCCUGCAGCGCUGCGGCGCCGCCUGCGGGCCCGCCGGCGCGGGCCGCCUCGGUGGCCUGGAGGCCGCCGGCCACGCCGGCGUCACCACCGCCCGCGAGGGCGCCUGGCGCCGCGGCCACGACGGCCGCCGCUGCGGGAGCUGCCGCCGGCAGCGCACCAACAGCAGAGACGUCCAGAGUCCCGCCAUCUCCCGACAGCACCGUGGAGGGUCAUUAUGCCGAGGGUGGAGACUGGAACGACUGGUGGCAGAGGGCGAGUUCCGCCUGGGACGGUGGGGGAAGAGGCCUCGACGCAGGCCUGUCCAAGACGGCACCGACAUACGAGCUGCUCAAGACCGACGGCUACAGAGUCUUUCGUCGAAAGCUAGAGGUCUUCGAGCGCUGCUGCAGGAAGCGCGGCACCACCGCAAUCAGCGAGGGCGCGUUCUUGAUCAUGAACUCGCUGCAGGGUGAAGCCGCGGAGGCUACGGAGGAUAUCGACCUGGAUCAGCUGGAGUCCGAGGACGCCUUCAAGCCGCUGUUCCAGGUCCUCGACGAAUACUACAAGUACGACAACCAGACCGAGCUGCCAGCCCGCACAGAUCAGUUUUUCGGCAAGUUCGCUCGCCAGGAUAAGGAGACGAUGAAGCUCUACUGCUUGCGUCACAAGCGAGAGCUGAGGAAGCUCAAGGAGGUCGGUAUGGAGAUUCCCGACAUGCUGGCGGGCUGGCACCUCCUCUCACGAGCGGCCGUCCCGCCUUCGGGCGCCGCCCAGGUGCGAAGUCAAUGUGCCAAUGGCCUCAGUUGGAUCAGUGUGAAGAAGGCCCUACUCGAUACAUAUGGAGCCGAAGCCGUACCCGACAAGCGCGACGUGAAGCGAGUUGAGAGGAUGCUGGUCGGGCAGGGUCACAAGGACGACGUGCACUACACGAACGAUUACGAGUGGGAGCGAGGCCUGAGCUACGAGGACUCAUACCUGGAGGAGGAAGAGUACGAUUACGACGAAUACGAAGAGUACGACGCUGAAGAGUACGAGGAAGAGGCCGACGUCGCCGAGGAGCUGCCGCAGGACGUGGAAGAAGCCCAGAUUGCGUGCGACGAGGCCUACCUCAGUUUCGUGGAUGCGAAGAAGCGCGUAGCGGAGAUCGCCAAGUCGAGAGGGUUUUGCCCGAUCGUAGCUGUCGCGCCUGACAACAACCUUCAACACGGCAAGGGCGCGUCGCGCCCCGCCAAGCCGACGGGCGGCAAGGGCAAGGGCCGCAGCAAAGGCAAAGGCAAAGGCAAGGGCACCGGCUCGCGCCAGGUGUUCAGGCCGAAAGUGAACAUCUUCAACAGGCCCCCGACGGCGACGCCGGCAGGAUCGACCGCUACAGGCUCGACACAGCAGCACGGCCCGAGGUUCAAGCGAUUCCGUGGAGGAGGUUUCGUGAAGCCCGAUUCGGAGCACGCCGCCAUGGUAGAAGACGUGGAGACGCUGGAGUACGCUAACUCGACCGAGGAGGUGUACCUGAUGUCGACUGGCAAGGGCAUCAGCGACGGCGGUGCGACGCGACCCGUCAUGGGCGACAAGAUCUGGGCGCAGUGGGAGGAGCUGCUGCGUUCACGCCAGCUGCUGCACGAGGUCGAGUACGGCAAGAGCGACCGACGAUUUCGAUUCGGAGACGGCAAGACGCUGGAGGCCAAACGGUCCGUGACCUUGAACGUGUGGCCGUUCGGCGUCAAGAAGCAGAUCACGAUCCAUCUCGUCGAGGGGUGGACGCCGCUGCUCAUCGCCCGUUCGUGCAUGGAAGAGUGGGGUUUGGUCCAGGACUACCGCGCCGGCACGUUCAUGAUGAAGGACCUCCCCGACAAAGGCUGGAUGAAGUCCGAGCGAGACGAGAAGGGGCACUUCAUCAUCGACCUGCUGGGUGGCGCCGGCAGGCCCACCGACGACGCGAUGAACGAGGGCGCGCCGACCGAGGGCGAGCCCAGCAGCGACGACUCGACCGACAAGGAGUCCGAGGCACCGCCGACCGAGUCCGAGGACGAUUCUGAAUCGUCCGACGUGGACCCCGACGCGUACUACCUCGAGACGGUCACCGAGUUUUAUGACAUCAGUGACAAUGACGACGUGGGAAGUGAGCGGACCCAGGAGUUUUCGGUGGCGGGUUCGAGCGAGAGCGCUAAACCGAGCACGAUGGACCCCGACACCUACACCGACCUGGCCCUGGCCCUCGAGCAGGCAUGCGACGGCAUGAAGGAGAUGCUCCGAGGACCCCCGCCGCGCAAGGUCUGGGAGGUAUUCGUGGACGCAGGAGGUCUGUCGCAAGCGCUGCUCGAGUACCCCAUGGUGGACGUCAUGCAGUUCCGCCUCGAGGACGGCUGGGAUUUCUCCAAGCCGAAGGUGAUCAAGGCGUUCUUGAGGAAGAUCGACGUCGAGAGACCCGACGACAUCUUCUUCGCACCCCCGUGCAAAGUAUGGUGCUCGUGGCAGUACGUGAACGCCUCGCUCUCAGCGGAGCGCGCCGCGGAGAUCCACGAGGCGAGAGUGCGCGAGGAGAAGACGUUUCUGAAGCUGGUCCGAGACUCGUUCGUGAAGCAGCUGAGUGGAGGCCGACACGCCUACGUGGAAGGCCCAUGGUCAGGAGCGCACUGGAACACCAAGACGUGGAAGGCACUGCCGGGACAUCACUGCCGACUGGACCAGUGCCGCCUGGGAGCCAAGUUCCCCAUGAAGGGAGUGGACAUGCCGUACCAGAAGCCGACGCGAUUGCAGUCCACUAACAAGGAGUUCGUCGAUCACAUGGGUCUGAGGUGCGAGUGCAGGGGCGAGCGCGUGACACUACGCGGCAAGCUCGCCCAGCAGGCUCAGAACUACCCCGCACCGAUGGCCCGGCGGAUGGCCUACCUGAUUGCUUACCAGGGCAUGGCCGCCGACAUCGACGAGAUUUACACAGCCGAGGAAGUGCACAAGGACAUCGACGCCAUCGAGUACACAGACGUAAUGCAGGAGCUGAUGAAGCGCUUCAACGUCUCGACCAUCCGUGCGGUCAAGCGCGCCCACGUCAGCCUGGGACACCCCUCGAAUGCGGCGCUGGCCAACGCCAUGCGACACGCAGGUGCCCCAGCAGAGUGGAUCCAGUGCGCCAGGCUUUAUCAGUGCGAGAUUUGCCUCAAGAGACAGCGACCGCGCACCGUGCGCGUGGCCGUGCUCCCGAAGGCCAAGCGCUUCAACGAGGUGGUCUGCACCGACGUGUACUACGUUACCUGGAAGACGAAGGAACGGAAGAUCCUAGCGAUGAUGGACGAGUUCACGCGCUACGAGGUCGAUUACCCUAUCGCAAAGGAGACCUUCAAGAAGGAGAAGAAGCUCUUCGAGAAGCUCUGGAUCAGCUGGGCCGGCAAGCCCGAGACGAUGCGCAUGGACAUGGGCGGUUCGCACACGUCCAAGAAGAUGCACUCCUGGAUGAGCAAGCACGACAUCAAGCUCGACCUGAUACCGAAGGGCGCGCAUCACAAGCUGGGCUUGAUGGAGCGGAACCACGCGGUUCGGAGGGAGCAGCUGAGCAAGUACCACAUGCAGUUCCCCGACGACUCGCUCAAGACAGCCCUUCGGAUGACGGCCAGCCAGCGCAACCUACUGCGGAACGUGCACGGGUUCUCACCCGCCAUGCUGGUGCUGGGGACUCAGCCCCGCGUGCCGGGCGCCCUCACUGACGAGGACUUCGGCCUGGCCGAGCAGUCCGCGCUGGUCGACCCGAGGAGCGAGGUGCACGAGAUGAUGCUGCGGCGUGUCGCCGCCGGCACGGCCUUCAUCGAGGCCAACUGCUCGCGCGCCGUGCGCGCGGCCCUGUUGGCCCGCAGCAGGCCGACCCGGCGAGAAUACGAGGUUGGCGAGUGGGUCUACAUUUGGAGACCGGAGCCUUCACGUGGCCUGGAGAAGUGCCACUGGUUCGGGCCCGCGCUGGUGGUGGCCGUGGAGGCGAAGCCCAACGAGGACGACGUGCUGCACACCUCAGUGGUCUGGGCCACACACGGGUGCGUGAUCUACAGGUGCACGGUCGAGCAGCUACGACCUGAACUGCCGGGCGAGGCCCGCGAGCGCGAGGGCCGCAGGGACGACCCCGACAGUCCGCUCAGCUUGAUCGAGAAGCUGCGCCGCGCAUUGAGGCGGACGAAGGGUACCUGCAACUACAGGGACCUGGCGGAGGAGGGGCAGACGCCCCAGUACGACGGCAACCUGGACGACAUGGGGGACCAGCCGCAGGCGCGGGGACCCGACGUCCAGGAGACAGACAUGGAGGAGCCCGGCGAGGCAUCGGGGGCAGCUGCAGCGGCAACUCCCGAGGAGGCUCAGCCUGGCGAUGCUGGUGGCGUGGAAGCAGUUGAUCGAGACUCACCACGUUCCCCAGCGGCUGACGAUGGCGCCGCCGCGAGCGGAAGUGCAUCAAGCCAUGCAGCGCCAGAGCCCAGCCGGCUCCACAUCGAGACGAUGGCCAAGAGGAGCGUAGAGGAGGCCGAGAAGCUGGAUGGCGUGCCGCUAUCGAAGCGAGCCCGCUUGACGUGGGCCAAGCUGAACCCUCCUGACGAGCACGCCACGCUGCUUGAAGAAGUAGACGACGAGAUGCUAUUGUUGGAAGAGUCCACUGAGACGGUCUACAUGCUGGCCUUCAAGCGGAAAGCCCCCACCAUCGUGGAGGGAAAGCUGACGCCCGAGGAGAAGGAACAAUUCUACGCAGCGAAGCUGGAGGCCCUCGAGGUGUUCAAUCGGAACGACGGCUGGGAGCCCAUCAACGAGGAAGACGUGGACCCAGCAGCUUGCUGUCCGUUGCGGUUCUUGCUGAAGUGGAAGAUGAAAGACGGACAGAAGGUGGCUAACGCGCGCGUGCUGUACCAGGGGUUCAAGCAUCGCGACGUCGCCGAGGGCCAGCUCGACAAGGAGGCGCCGACCUUGAGCAGACUGGGCCGGCACACGGUCAUGCUCUGGGCGUCCCUACGGAAGUGGAGGCUGUUCACGGCGGAUGUGAAGUCCGCAUUCCUGCAGGCGGAGGACGUGAGCGUACGCGGACUCAAGCUGUACGCGAGCCCGACGAAGGAGAUGAGGGAGAUGCUCUCUCAGCAGAUCGGCCUGCAACCUGGACAGCUGCUGAAGAUGAUCAAGCCGUGUUUCGGGGACCCGAGGUCGCCGAAGCUCUGGCACUACCGGUCGGAUGAAGUCACGAAGGAGAUCGGGUUCAGGAACCACUGGCUCGAGGACUGCCUCUUGCUGUCCCUGCGCCCGGCGAAGGUCGAGGACGACCCGUUCGACGUGUGCAGCUUCGAGGACCAGACCUACGUGGUGGACGGCCUGAUCGGCAAGCACGUGGACGACUUCAUCGGAUGCGGCGAGGGAGUCAACUGUGAGGACGACUUGCACACCAUGCUGGACAACUCGGAGUGCUUCCAAGCGAGAUUGGGCGCGCUCAACCAGAAGUUCACGUUCGGCAAGUGGGACUUCGGGCCGAGCCUGAUCUUCACUGGUGGCGAGGUGGAGCAGUCUCUCAGCACCUACGCGGUGACCCUGAAGUUCGAGAAGUACCUGCACGCGGUGAAGCCCAUCACCAUCGAGAAGCACCGCCGGGCGGACCCGACGAGCGCGCUGACGCCGAGGGAGCUCACCAGUUUCAGGACCCUGAACGGGCAGCUGCAGUGGCCCGCGGCCCAAGGAGUGAUGAUAGCCGCAGCGACUGUUUCUUUCAGGGCAGCGGCCACGGGAAGUGCUACGGUGCAGGACCUCCUGGACGCGAACAAGGAUCUGCGCUUUCUGAAGGCCAACGCGGACGUGGGACUCUACUUCGGGUUCGACAAGGCCUGGAGCGAGCUGCGCGUGGGAGGCUACUCCGACGCGAGUUGGGCCAGCCGCCUGGACGGGAGCUCGCAGGGUGGCUAUGCGAUCUUCGUUGGACCCGACGACGACCUGCGAAACGGCAACCCGACACCGUUCGUGGGGGUGGAGUGGGCCUCGAAGAAGCUCGUGCGGCUGUGCAGGAGCUCGCUGUCCGCGGAGGCGCAGGCAGCUGCGCUAGGCGUGGAUUCGUUGAUGUGGGUGAAGAUCUACCUGACGCUGAGCUUGCGGCCAGACUUCAAGCCAGACCAAGCGAUGCUGUACCUCGGAGAGUCGCCGUUCAUCACGGACGCGAAGUGUCUCUACGACGCCUCAAGGUCAGCCACAGCAGGCCUGGGCAUCACGGAGAAGCGGACAGCCAUCGAGGUGAAUAUUGUGAACGAACAGAUGGAAGAGAUCGGAGCAGUGUGGAAGUGGGUGAAUACCCAGCAGCAGAUGGCGGACGGGUUGACGAAGCUCUCCGCACGCCAGCAGAUGGCGGACGUGCUGCGCCGUGGAGUUCACGCUCUACGGUGCGACCCGAAUUUCGUGGCCGGGAAGAAGCUGACCAAGCGCGCGAUGGAGCAGCGCGAGAAGGAGCUGGACCAGGCUGGAGAUGACCUGGCGGACGAGUUUGAGGCAAAGCCAAAGGAGAAGCCCAAGCAGAGGAAGCGCCAUUUCGGCGCGAGUGGUGCGAGGUUGGCGGCAACCUUGGCAGCGAGCGGAGCAUCGAGUGCAGCCGGAGAGUUGAUGAAGUACAUGCCCAGCGGCGUUGAGCUGUUCAACACACCGGGGCCCGACGACUGGAGCGGCCUGAUCACGAAGCUGCUCAUGAUAGGCAUCGUGACAUGCCUCAUCCUGGCGUUCGGCUGUGGGUUCUGCGCAGGGGUGUGGUGGAUGCACCUGACGAGCAAGACGACGAGCGCAGCCUACAAGACGCUGGAGCUGGAGACGGGACAGAUCCCGACCAGAUCGACGACGGCGGGGACCGCCACGACAGGAACGAGCACGAAGCCGAUCAAGCAGAAGAAGACGCGCGACAUGUGCUGCCAGGCUCCGACACGCUACAAUCUCGACCUGGCACAGCCGAGGGGAACCCACGCCUAUGGCGACGUGGCGGCGAUGCCGCACUACCUGAAGUGCUUCGAGAAGCACGACAUGCUGAGCGCC